Cryptococcus deneoformans JEC21 is the source of this 2057-nucleotide messenger RNA. RefSeq lists its product as hypothetical. The transcript is spliced from 8 exons. Gene Ontology annotation, cellular component: cytoskeleton. The record is from RefSeq and is a predicted model, not a curated record. NCBI's taxonomy places the organism in Eukaryota, Fungi, Basidiomycota, Tremellomycetes, Tremellales, Cryptococcaceae. Bases 52 to 1770 code for a protein of 572 amino acids.
CUGAAGCACAUUCGUUGAUCGUUUCGUAUUAUCCCCUAUAACCUACGUACAAUGGCCCAAACUCCUUCAAAAAUACCCCUCCCAGCAAACAAAACCAUACCAAAGUCCCUCUCAAAUUUGACUCUCAGCGAUUUGCAAUCUUCGUUAAGAACAAGUCCAGCGCACGACAGGUCUAGUCCGGUCACACCUGUAGGAGUUGGUGGUCGGAGACUCAGUUUGAUCAAUGGUCAUGGGUCUGGACAUCCGCAUAGUUACUCGACCAGUGGCAUGAAUGGGAGGACAAAUAGGUCUAGCAAGAGCGAGAGUAUCAGCGAAAAUAUUGCUGUGCACUCUGAUGAUCCAGUGAUUCUGCGAACCCAGAUAACGUCUCUCAAGGCUGCAUUGGAGUCUGCAAAGAAGAAACUGUCAGAAGUUGAAAAUUAUCGUUCUGAUUCGCCCGUCUUACCAGAUAUUCCAUUCGUCACGCCUCUCAAAGUUAGCUUGAUCGAAGAGACUGGAGAAAAUGGGCAGACGUCUCCCUUGGAUUAUGAACCCCCGACAAGCGGCUCUCGUCCUUCGUCAAGAGGUCUCCCGUAUUCAAAGGGAAGUUAUGAUCUUAGAUGCCGGGCUAGCAUACCCAAAUCCGACGGCCGGAGUCGAAUACCGCAGGCAGUAGUCUCGCAAGCCACAGCUCUUCAUCCAACCCCGUCCAUUUCGUCCCCACGUCAAUCCUCUGCCUCUUCUCCCUCUCAUUCCUCAAUUCCCAAUCCUGACAGCUCUCUUCGCUCUCCAUUCUUCCCGCCAGGCUCUCCGCAAUCGUUUGGAGAAUGGCCCAGCCCUUCACCACAGCCUUCGGCUCAUGAAGGAUAUAGUCUCAGUCCCGGAUCGGCGGGGAGCGGGAGAAAGGUCAGCGGGUCCGCUGCGAGCACGAGGGUGAUUGAUUCAUUGCAGACGGAGCUGUUGAGCGUGAAGAACCAUUUGGAGAGAGUCAAAACUGAAGUGCGGGCGGGGCAACGGCGGGUUGAGCAGUUAACACGACAAAAAGAAGAUUUGCAAGAGACAAAAGAACGAAUGCGUGUAGAAAAUGACUCCCUCAACAAUGUCAUCGCCCGUAAAGAACGUCUUCUUCAAGAAAUCCUUGAACGUGCACGGACGGCUGAAACUUCCCUUAAGGACCUACAGCAAACCCACAAAUCGCUGGAACAAGCCACAAAAAAAAAGAUCCAGGAGAUGAAACAGCAGAUGAACGAUGCGAGGGUGGAGAAAACAAAGGCGGAGAGGGAAUGUGUGAGUUUAAGGGAUGGUGUGAAGAGUUUGAGAGAUGUUUGGGCAAGAGAGGUGAAGGCGUUGAAAGAGGAGAUACGGAGAAAGGAAGAGGGAGACAAGAAAGAGAUGGAGGAAGCGAGAAAUAAUUACAUUGCUCUAGCAGAACUCAUAGAAGCUCAAUCUGCCGAAAGAGCCUCUACUCAAGAACUCAUUAACAAAACCCUCUCAAACUAUACGGCACUCCACGGCCACUUCGAGACUGAAACUUCAUCGUUGAGAGCACGAGCUAAAGAGCUGGAAGACAUAGUGGAUAAACAGGCAAAGGAAAACGCCAGUGCUUUGCAACAGGUUGAGAAGUUGGCAGGAGAGUUGCAGAGGUUGAGACGACUUAUGCGGGAGAUGCCGAGUGAAGAGCUGGAUAAGGCCAUGACCGCUGGUAAUAAAGUCAACGACAGGAGCGAGGAGACGGACGAGGAGAAUCAGGCCGGCAAAGUGAAAAGCCAAAACGCAACGAAAACAGGAUGAAAACGACCAAGAGCAACCUUUACCAAGCAUAUAUCGAUUUCCUUGGAACCCUUUUCCCUUUCAUCAUAAAGACUUACCCUUUCUUUGUAUAUACAAUGUUUUGCCUUCACGAAUCUUCCACGAGUUUUCACGAUUCACAGUAAUGAUUCUCUCUCCUCUUUCAUUGUGCAUAGAUUUUUAGAGCAGAAAGUUGUUUCUUUUCGAUUUUUCAUUUGUAAUGUAGAGUAAAAUAUCUUGUAGCAUCUCCCGGCGGGCGGUUGAACAAUUGGCGGCAGACAUUGGUGAGA